Molecule: messenger RNA, 522 nt
Organism: Rasamsonia emersonii CBS 393.64
Lineage: Eukaryota; Fungi; Ascomycota; Eurotiomycetes; Eurotiales; Trichocomaceae
Product: 60S ribosomal protein L20
Exons: 2
Coding region: 1-522 (173 amino acids)
Cellular component (GO): mitochondrial large ribosomal subunit
Molecular function (GO): structural constituent of ribosome
Source: RefSeq, a predicted model, not a curated record
AUGGCUACGAUUUCAAUCGUUCCGAGACGGCCUUUGCUGGCGCUGCCGUUUCUUCUCCCUCCUUGGUAUGCUUCAUUUGGGCCUUCCGAUCAGCUUCGUGAUGGGAUCAUCUUCAACCCUCCGUCUAGCGCUCCAUCUGUUUAUCAUACACCCACCAAAUUUCUUCCUCCAGAUGAUUUGCGCCGAACGCUUCGCCAGGAGACUUCUGAACAGGAGGCAGAGCAGGAUUUCCCUCCGGUUUUCAAGGAAUCUCAAGAAAAGAAAUACCACUUAACUCCAGCGGACAUAGAAGAGAUCCGCAGACUUCGGCUCGGCGAUCCAAUGACAUGGAGUAGGUGGAAAUUAGCCAAGCGUUUCCAGUGCUCCCCAAUUUUUAUUGCUAUGGUUUGUGAGGCUAGUCCGCAGAAACGGGAAAUCCAGAAGCAGGUGCUUCAAGCCGUACAAUCGAGAUGGGGUGUGAAACGAAGGAUGGCACGGGAGGACAGACAACUUCGGAAGGAAGCCUGGGGCACAGACGAGUGA